Leptomonas pyrrhocoris is the source of this 576-nucleotide messenger RNA. RefSeq lists its product as hypothetical. NCBI's taxonomy places the organism in Eukaryota, Euglenozoa, Kinetoplastea, Trypanosomatida, Trypanosomatidae. The record is from RefSeq and is a predicted model, not a curated record. Bases 79 to 576 code for a protein of 165 amino acids. The transcript has a single exon.
GUGGACGAAACGAGCUUUUAAUCCAGUUUGCUGAUAUAGCAGAAAUACUCGAAGAUAGGAGGGAAAGCAAAUAACGAAAUGCCGCCGAAGUUCGCGCACCCGCGGUUGGUGCACCACGUCAGCCUCUUUACCCGCAUCAAGGCGUGGUGGCUCGGCAUUGAAAAUCCAGAGGUACUCUCCCGCUACGGUGAACGCGGGCUGCUGCGCACGGUGUGGCUCGAGUGGCGCGGCACCCUGGCCAUCGGGUGCGGCGCCGCCUGCUUCAUCAUCGGCCGUCAACAGUCGAAUCAGGCGAACGAAAUUUUAGAGAACAUCGAGGUGAACCGGCAGAAGUUUUACCAGCGCGAGUUUAAGCCGGCAUACGUGCCGGGCGCCCCCAGUGGUGUGUACGACGGCGUGACGGCGUACUCGUACCGGGACGCGGCGAGUGGGUUGAUGGUGAACGCGGACAACAAGAUCGUGUCCGACGAGACGCGCGCGGAGCGCAGCGAGCGUCUGGCAAAGGUAGAGGUGACACCGGAGAUGGUCGCACAGGCACGCAAGUUACUGCACAGCCGCCGCUAUGAAGGAUCUUGA